AUUUUUUUUCUUCUCUCCCUCUCCCAACCGCCCCCCCCCCCCCCUGCGCUGAGAGAAAAGAACCCAGGAGUGUAACAUGGGAGAGAAAUAACCGCCCGGCAGGACACAUGUUUGGACGACUGGCCUCCGCCUGGCCCGUGUAGGUUGGUACCGUUGCUUGACAUCAAGCUGGUGCUCUGAUUUGAGCUAACUGAAUCACAAGCCUCAUGGGGAUCGGCUGGUGCUGCUGGACGUCUGCUUCCUGUUUCCAGCCUUGAGGGAUUCUCGAGGGACCAUCCAUCCAGAGUGUUGGAUCUGCCUGAACACACACACGCGCACACACACAACACACACACACACACACACACACAUUCUGCUCGCCAACUGUACAGCGCCGACACCCAUCUGACCAACCUGUCAGUGAUGACAUCACACAGCCACCAAGGAUUUUCUGGGGCACUUCUGAGGAUUGUGGCCACUUGCCAAGGACCCCUUAUCAGAUCCCGGUGACAAUCUUGGUUUCCUGCCGUCCAGAUAGAGAGGCAGAUUGCAGCAAAAACACGUUUCUGUGGGUUUGCAUUGCAUUCAGGAGGAACAAGAAAGGGCCGUGACAGGAAGCAGAAAAAAGGCAAUGUUAAAUGAAUAGAUGGGUGAACAUUCUUUUAAAGGGAAACAGGAGGAAAUAAGCGUUGAAACUUAAAGAAUGCAGAUGGUUCCAUUCGGAGCAGAGGCCGCUAAUCACUCAAUUUCAACCCAACUUAAAAACCUGGGGGAGAUUUCAGAGCAAGUCGUCAGGCAGAGCUCUCCACCGUCAUCAUUGAAACACCAAAACCUCAGUCCAUGAAUCAUGUAAAAAAAAAAAAAAAGAAUAAAUAAAAGAAAAUGAACACAUUCGAGCGGCCAUCUUGCUCAGGUGUAACAGUGUCUUAUGAAAGAGGGAAGGUGACGCCACUGGCUGGCAACCAUUUGUUGUUUUUGUCAGAAGUGCAUCGGCUUUCCAGGAAAGUCUGCGGCGAUUAGCACUGGAGCAAGAAACAGGUUUGCACUUGAGUCACACUCACAAACACAAAAACACACCCACUGGCCUGUGUGUGUGUGUGUGUGUGUGUUUGUGUGUAAGUGCCAGAUACAGGAAGUGAAUUAUUCGUGAAUGAGAAGUUUGAAAUUUAAAUUAGCAAAUUCCACCUACACUAUCGAGAGCGCGUCAGCUGCAGGAUACAAACUGUGUUUCCGAGCGGAUUGUGUUGCUGCAUUUUGCAGAGUGUGUGUGUGGGCGUGGGGCCUUUUUAUGGCUCUGAACCGGUGAACUUGACACAGUGCUCCUUUCCUCGAAGGCUCAGCGGUAUCCAGGUUACAAGUGCAACAGUUUGUGUAUCGCUGCCGAACAAAACAAGAACCAGUGAGGGAAAUAGAAGAAAAGCUAAAUAAACACUAAUGAGCAGGGUCAGGACUCAGGAGUUUGCAUCCUUUUCGUUGGAAUCCAAGAUUGGAUCAGUCACUUCAGGCCUCAGGACACAUUUGUUUGCUGUUUGUCUUGUACAAACUUGUCCUAUUAGAUAUAUGGAUAUAGGUUAAAAGUACAGUUUUCUUAUGUAAACCUGACAGUUUCCAUGAUUAUCUUGUUCCUUCCUUCCUUGAUUUUUGUAUUUGAAAUACGCUGCGGUAAUUCACUAUAACUUAUUGUCUUUGUGUGUAUGUCUGUGUGUAAGUGUGACGGCACUUUUUCUCUCAGGUCAGUUGGGGGUUUAGGCAGAGAUUGCGAGGGACUGCUGUAGACGUCAACAGUACUUCAGACGAGACGGGAUUCUGGGAAAGGAGCAGCCGCUGGAGGUUUUGAAGACAUCGGCGCUCAACCACAUCCCAACAGUGGACAUCAACUCGGCGCUGCCCCUGCGUCUUCCACCAGCCGCCAUCCCCAUGGACCUGCGCGUGGACCAUCAGCAUCAGCAGCAUCAGCAGCAGCAGAAGGUGUCCUCGCUCUCCCCGUCUGGCCAGCAGUCGCCCGGCUCCCUCUGUGGCACGGGCCAGGCCGGCGGCGUGGCGGGCGCCUCGGUUCGCGAGCAGCAGCUGCAGCAGGAGCUGCUGACCCUGAAGCAGAAGCAGCAGAUCCAGCGGCAGAUCCUCAUCGCCGAGUUCCAGCGGCAGCACGAGCAGCUGUCCCGCCAGCAUGAGGUCCAGCUCCAGGAACACAUUAAGCAGCAGCAGGAACUCCUGGCACUGAAGCACCAGCAGGAACUGCUGGAGCACCAGAGGAAAAUGGAGAACCACCGUCUGGAGCAGGAGCUGGAGAAGCAGCAGAGGGAGCAGAAACUGCUGCAGCUCAAGAACAAGGAGAGGGGGCAAGAGAGUGCUGUAGCCAGUACUGAGGUGAAGAUGCGUCUCCAGGAGUUUGUCCUGAACAAGAAGAAGGCCCUGGCCCAGCGGAGCCUCAACCAAGGAGGGCUCCCCAACGAUGCUCCCUACUGGUACCGCAAAACCCAGCACAGCUCUCUGGACCAGAGCUCACCUCCACAGACCGGUAUGUCCACCUACAACCACCCCGUUCUGGGCAUCUACAACCCCCGGGAUGACUUCCCUCUGCGGAAAACUGCCUCGGAGCCCAACCUGAAGCUGCGCUCGCGGCUGAAGCAGAAGGUGAGCGAGCGGAGGAGCAGUCCGCUGCUGCGUCGCCGCGACAGCCCCAUCACCACGGCCAAGAAGCGUUCACUCGACAUGGCAGACUCUGCAUGUAACAGCGCCCCGGGCUCAGGACCGAGCUCCCCAAAUAACAGUUCCAACAACAUCCCCAAUGAGAACGGCAUCACUGUGUCAGUGUCCAACAACACAGAGGCGUGUCUGGCCCAGAGGCUGAGCAGUGGCGCUGAGCAGGGCUCCUUUAACCAGCUGUCCCUCUACACUUCGCCAUCCUUACCCAACAUCACCCUGGGGCUGCCCGCAACUGCCACGGCUGCCUCAAACGUGACCUCGGCCCAGCAGGAUGGAAGUCUGCAGCCAGCCCUCUCCCUCAGCCCCCCCUUCCUCUCCGGUGGCCACUUGACCCCCUACCUGGCCGAGGCAGGAGCAGGAACGGGCGGACACGGUGCUCACAGUCCACUGCUCCAACACAUGGUGCUCAUGGAGCAGAGCCCGGCACAGAGCCCCCUGGUGACAGGUGUAAGCGGCCUGUCCAUGUCGUCAGCAGCAUCCAUGGCCAAGCUGCAGCGGCAGCACCGGCCCCUGGGGAGGACCCAGUCGGCCCCGCUCCCCCAGGGGAGCGCUGCCCAGGCCCAUGCCCAGGCCCUGGCCCUGCAGCAGCUGGUGGUGCAGCAGCAGCACCAGCAGUUCCUGGAGAAGCACAAGCAGCAGUUCCAGCAGCAGCAGCUCCACCUCAACAAGAUGAUGGCCAAGCCCAGCGAGUCACCUGUGGGACGUCAGCACCAGAGCCACCCCGAGGAGACGGAGGAGGAGCUGAGAGAGCACCAGGAUGGCGGAGCUCUGCCGUCGGGUGUCACCAUCAAGCAGGAGCCCCUCGACCCGCAGGAGCUGCAGGAGGAGGCCAUGCAGCAGCACAGGGAGCGGCAGGCGGAGCAGGAGCUGCUAUUCAGACAGCAGGCUUUGUUGUUGGAGCAGCAGCGGAUUCACCAGCUGAGGAACUAUCAGGCGUCCAUGGAGGCUGCCGGCUUGUCAAUCUCCUUCCCAGGACACCGCCCCUUGUCCAGGGCCCAGUCGUCUCCAGCCUCCGCUUCCUCUUUUCCAAUCAGUGUCCCGGCCCCGGAUCCUCCCGUCAAACCUCGAUUCACCACAGGGUUGGUGUACGACUCUUUAAUGCAGAAACACCAGUGCAUGUGUGGUAACACCAACAGCCACCCGGAGCACGCGGGGCGGAUUCAGAGCAUUUGGUCCCGGCUUCAGGAGACUGGACUCAGAGCGCAGUGCGAGUGUAUCCGUGGGAGGAAGGCCACCCUGGAAGAGCUGCAGACGGUUCACUCUGAAGCCCACGUCCUGCUGUACGGAACCAAUCCUCUCCGACAGAAACUUGAUUGUUCAAUCACUCCCAUGUUCGUGCGGCUCCCAUGUGGUGGGGUGGGGGUGGACAGUGACACCAUUUGGAACGAGGUCCACUCGUCCAGCGCGGCUCGUCUCGCCGUCGGCUCGGUGGUGGAGCUCGUCUUCAAAGUGGCGACCGGAGAGCUGAAGAAUGGUUUCGCCGUCGUCCGCCCCCCUGGACACCACGCGGAGGAGAGUACGCCCAUGGGCUUCUGCUACUUCAACUCUGUGGCCAUCGCAGCCAAACUGCUGCAGCAGAGACUCAGCGUCAACAAGAUCCUCAUCGUGGACUGGGACGUUCACCAUGGCAACGGCACACAGCAAGCGUUCUACAAUGACCCUAAUGUCCUUUACCUGUCUAUUCAUCGCUAUGACGAUGGUAACUUCUUCCCUGGAAGUGGGGCGCCUGACGAGGUGGGCAGCGGUUCGGGAGUCGGCUUUAAUGUCAACGUGGCCUUUACUGGAGGCCUCGACCCGCCCAUGGGAGAUGUAGAAUACCUGGCUGCCUUCAGAUCGGUGGUGAUGCCCAUCGCCAACGAGUUUGCUCCAGACAUUGUGCUGGUCUCAUCGGGCUUUGACGCCGUGGAGGGACACCCUCCACCACUUGGUGGCUACACUCUGACAUCCAAAUGUUUUGGCUAUCUGACCAGGCAGCUGAUGACCCUCGCUGGAGGCCGGGUGGUCCUGGCCCUGGAGGGGGGUCACGACCUCACCACCAUCUGCGAUGCCUCCGAGGCCUGCGUGGCCGCCCUGCUCGGCCAAGAGCUGGACCCACUGCCAAAGGCCGUCCUUGAGCAGAGGCCCAACCCCAACGCUGUCCGCUCCCUGGAGAAAGUUUUAGAGACUCACAGUAAGUACUGGUGCUCGGCGCAUCGCUACUCGCCGUGCCUGGGGCUCUCCCUGCUGGAGGCCAAGCGAGGAGACUCGGAGGAGGCCGAGGCCGUCAGCGCCAUGGCCUCUCUGUCCGUGGCCAACAGCAACGUCAUGGAUCAGAGGCCAGAGGAGGAGCCGAUGGAGGAGGAGGAACCACUGUAACCGCGGGAAACACGAGGGUGUCACACUGUUACCAUUGACCUCUCCGGAGAAAGCCUCUUUGAGCUGCGAAGAGUCUCGACUGAACCCUUCAUUUAGUCCCCCUAACCCCACUCAACACGUCAGUCACCUUGAUCGGCGGCUCCUCGGACAAAAAGGGAGGGAGAGGGGGUCGGCUCAGCCUCAGAGGAGGGAGCCAUCAGGAGACGGAGGACUGAAUUGGGGGGGGAAAAAUUAAACACGACAGCGUUGCUUUCGCAGCACUCGCUGAGAGACAAUUUUUCUGUCAGUCUUCGCACCCCGACGUGAGCCCACAGCGGCAAAACCAUGUGACCAAGCGGCAGCGGGCGAGUGUAUUUGGAGCAGGGUCGAGAUCAGGGUCUCGUCAGAGAAAGGUGUGAUGACACUCCUGUGCAGGAACAUACAGUGCUUUACGCGGCUGCCCUCCAACCACGCACACGCGUGGACACCAGGGACAGCAGACGUCGGCGGCUGUCAAACGCAGCCGGGGAUUUUCUUUUUCUCUUUACUCAACUAUUUCCCCCCCUACAAAAUAAGGGCAUUGCGGCAACUGAGAUAAUAUUUUACAAGAUACGUUCACUGUGGACUUUGGGUUGGCCGAGGUUUGAGUCGGCUUUUAACAAAGAUUUGAUGGUGAGACUGUCACCUUGCUGGACCAGCCUGUGGUUGAGGGUUGACUGAGAGGAGUGCCUUGGGGAGGGUCCGCUGGAUUUCAGGAUUGUUCAGGAAAAGAUUGCCUUAAAGUUAACAGAUUUUUCUUGCCGAGGAGUCGGUGCGAGGGAGGGACAGGAAGGAGGGAGGGAGGGAGGGAGAUGGAGAGUUUUCAAGUCCCCUCCGGGGUGAGAAGAAUAAAGCAAACAAUCUUGCAGCAUGUUUACUUGGAUUGUGAUGAGGACAACGUUUAUGUCUCUCACAGCCUCUCUUGGAAUAGUUACUUUACUUUUGGAUGGAUCUAUUUUUCAGUAAAAAAAAAAAAAAAUAGGAAAAGAAAAAGAAAGCGCUUCGUAAAGGUAGUUGCCAGCUUCAGUAGAGAAAGGUGGAAACCGUGGAUCGACAAACUGUCAAAAAAGCCUAUUAUGUAGCUUCCCUUUAAACGAAGUCAUUGCUUUGUAAAAACACAUGGGGUGCAUGCAUUUGAGCAGAGAGACCAGGCAUUUUUCACAGAAGAUUUUUUGAAUGUUACCCAAAAGAGAAAGCCAAGCAAAGAAAAGCCAAAGCAUGAAUUUGCAUAUACAGUAGUACUUUCAUUCCACUUAGCUGGCAAGUCCACAAACAUUUCUUGUACUGGUCCUUUCAGAUGAGGCUCCCAGUGCCCAGUUCAAUGUUUACUAAUGUAAUCCUUCACAGAUCAAGUGAGCAUUUAAAUUGUGUGAGCUAAAAACUAUGUCAUGUAUAUUGAAUUUCAAUAUAUUUUGAGGGGCAGUAAUUGGAUUAUUGCCCGUUUGUAUCUACAUGUAUGGUUCCACAUCGAGUUGUUGAAUUUUUACAAUAUCCAAAAAAUGUGUUUGGUAAGCGUGUCCACUUUUUAUUUUUUAUCGUCUCAGAUUAUUUUUCUAACUUUUUUCAUCCAUAGAUUUUGUUCUGUGUUUUUUAUCCAUUUUCUGGAUAGUUUAUAGGGCUGCCGUUCACAUGCGUAGUGCUGUCGUCUCUUUCUUUUUUGUAUUUAUCAAAAAGUAAGGAGCAACACUUUCUUUCUUUCUUUCGAUGGCUCUCUUAAUAAGCCUUUCUCCAUUUCCAUCAACUGUGUAUUUCUAACACAUACUGUUUAUAGGAGAUUUGUAUAUGGACAAAAUUUAUAAAUGUACUCUAACUAACUAAUGACAGCUAUGAUAUUGUGAGCAAAAACAGUAUGGUGUAUAAUAUUUACUCCAUGAACUUUUAAAAAGAAAAAAAAGCAGCAUAUUUAACUCGUCAUCAACUGCACUGUUUCUCCGAGCUGCCCUGAACUGAAAUGUGCUCGUCACACGGCACUGCAAUUGACUUUUUAAGCCUUCAGAGUAAAUCAUUUGAUCACUUUGUUGCCUAAUGGAUACAUUUUUCCUCUUGUGCAUGGGUGAUAUGCACUUAACCUUUCAACUGUGACUACAUCACACACACACACACCCCUCAAAAAAAAGGAAGAGGUUAAGAGGCCGUUUUAUGUAGCUAGCUAUGUUUUCCUCAGUGGGAAAAGAGAAGAAGGGGACACAGAUGUCAAGAAGGUGGAAUCUUUUUUAAAACCAGCGUUGGACGGAAAACAUCAGACGAUCAUUUUAAAGAUCUCACCCAUGUGAUCAUGUUUGACUGUACGUAACAUCCGUGUCUUCCGUGCCCUUCUUCCCACCCGAGUUCAAGCGGUCCGACACGACGAAUCGAUCCAGUUAAAUUUGAACGAGCCCCCCGCCCCAUCUGUCAGCCGCUUUGUUCCACCCGAUUAACGACGACUAUCAUGUUGAUUUGACAUAAUUUUAUAAACUUGCACAAUUUGAGAUUAGUUUGAGUUGACACUUUUCCUCAUGUCUAUCAAACAUUCCACUUGUUAUUUGUUCCAAUUUGGCUUAACAUUUUUUUAACGUUAUUUAAAGAUGAAUUUUGUUUUGGUUUUUUUGGGGGGGUUUUUUGUAGAAACUUUAAUACUAUUUGUUUUUUGAUGUCUGCUCGCGGCAACUUUAAACUCUUUGCAUGGUUUGUGAGUCAGCAUGCCUGCUUGUCUAUGUAAUAAAAAAUGUAUUUGCACAAUAGAAGAAGAACACUGGAGGACGACAGAAACCUCCCCGAGCAACUCCCCGAGAGAGAGAGAGCACCAAGCGGGACGGUUUUACUCCUCUCGGAUGUUCAAAAGACUUUUGUCCCAAAUGACUUCACUGAGAAACAUUUGAUAUUGUUCUUAUUGAAUAUCGUUUCCAAUUAAGUGAUUUUAACAAGAUUCAGCACUUAAAAACAUGUAUGGACUGUGUUUCAGAGAAACGAGCUCUGCCAAACCUCGGCAACAUUCAGAAAAAAGAAGACUCUCCCAAAGAAUGUUCCUCUUUCAAAGAUUUUUGAAUGGGCACUGUUGCGGUAAAGGAAUGACGGAUAUGGGUUGAUAAAAAGGUUUGGAGAAAAAGGGCAUCGUCAUUUGAUUGUCACAUCCCACCUCAGCCAGUUCUAUAUAUAUAUAUAUAUAACCACUGUGGCUCAAGAGCAAUUCUUGGUUUACAUGUAAAUGGAUACAAAAGUUAUUUUUUGUUUGUUUGUCUCUAUUGAUGAAAAAUGUUAUCUUUCUUUGGGACCUACACUUUGGACAUUUUAUCUCUGACUAUAAAAUAUAUUUCUGAAAAAUA
Scophthalmus maximus (turbot) is the source of this 8360-nucleotide messenger RNA. Its product is annotated as histone deacetylase 4-like. Gene Ontology annotation, biological process: chromatin organization; negative regulation of transcription by RNA polymerase II. The record is from RefSeq and is a predicted model, not a curated record. NCBI's taxonomy places the organism in Eukaryota, Metazoa, Chordata, Actinopteri, Pleuronectiformes, Scophthalmidae. Gene Ontology annotation, cellular component: histone deacetylase complex. The coding region runs from base 1897 to 5040 and encodes 1047 amino acids. The transcript has 28 exons. Gene Ontology annotation, molecular function: histone deacetylase activity.